UAUAAUACAUGUUUUUAUAAUGAACUUGAAUUAUAACUUUAAGCUCACUGAUAACAAUGCUCAGUAUAAAAGAUAACUUGUAUAACCAGUGGAACAUAUUUCACAGACAAGGAACUUAUUUCACCAGAAGAAAGGAAAGUGUGAGCUAGAAUGUGGAGGACACAAUCUCAGCCAUUGUGCAAACAGAUUCUGAAACAAAAUGGCUGUUUGUUUACACGGAGAUGGAUGUCUUCAGGAUUACCUGGUGUUCUCGCUAUCAGGAGAGAAACAAUUAAUGUAUGGGAAAGGAGAGCACCAUUGGCACCUAAACAUGUUAGAAAGCUGGUAAAAGAUGGUAUUAAAGUAAUAGUUCAACCAUCAAACAGGCGGGCUUAUAAUAUGCAGGAGUAUGCUAAGGUUGGAGCUACAAUUCAGGAAGAUAUGUCUGAGGCAUCACUUGUAAUGGGCGUCAAGUCUGUUCCUAUAGAUCUUCUCUUACCUGACAAAACAUAUGCUUUUUUCUCUCAUACAAUCAAAGCUCAGGAGGCUAAUAUGCCCUUGUUAGAUGCUAUCAUGGAAAGGAACAUAAGAUUGAUAGAUUAUGAGCGCAUGGUGGACGAGAAAGGACAGAGAACUGUUGCCUUUGGAGUGUAUGCAGGAGUAGCUGGAAUGAUAAACAUACUUCAUGGUUUGGGAUUGAGACUUUUGGCUUUAGGGCAUCAUACACCUUUUAUGUAUAUUGGACCCAGCCAUAAUUACAGAAACACAGAACAAGCAAGACAGGCAAUUCGUGAUGCUGGAUAUGAGAUUGCCUUGGAAAGAAUGCCAAAAUCUCUUGGACCUUUAGUUUUUGUCUUCACAGGAUCUGGUAAUGUUUCUCAGGGUGCACAACAAGUGUUUCAAGAAUUUCCACAUGAAUAUAUUGAACCAGAACAUCUACCCAAAGUUGCCAAACAUGGUGCUACCAACAAAUUGUAUAUAUGUGUUGUAAGCAGAGAAGAUCACUAUAUUCGCAAAGAUGGUGGAAAAUUUGAUCCUGAAGAAUUUGAACAGCAUCCAUCCAGAUAUGGUUCAACAUUUGCCUCAAAGAUAGCACCAUAUGCCUCAGUUAUCAUAAAUGGAAUUUACUGGGCUCCAACAGCACCAAGAUUGAUAACCAUCCCAGAGGCUAAAAGUCUCCUUCAAACACAGUCGUUUCCAUGGAUUCCAUCCAGUUCAGGUUGUCCACAGUUACCUCAUCGUCUCAUUGCCCUCUGUGAUAUAUCUGCUGACCCUGGAGGUUCUAUUGAGUUUAUGAAUGAAUGUACCACUAUUGAUAAACCAUUUUGUUUGUAUGAUGCUGAUCAAAAUAAAGAAACAGACAGCUUUGCAGGGAAGGGUGUAUUGAUUUGUUCUAUAGACAAUAUGCCAGCUCAGAUCCCAAAAGAGGCCACAGAUUUUUUUGGUCAUUUAUUGUUUCCUUACGUAAAAGAAAUGUUAAAGUCUGAUGCAACAAAACCAUAUGAAGAUUUUGAUACAACUCCAGAGAUUAAAAAUGCAGUUAUAGCUUCUAAUGGAGUAUUAACACCGAAUCAUGAAUACAUUCAAGAACUAAGGAACAAAUUCACAUCUUCUCACAAGUCAAAGAAGACUAGCCCUGAACAAAAGAGAAUUCUUAUAUUGGGAUCAGGAUAUGUAUCUAGUACAGUCAUAGAAUAUCUAAACAGAAAUAAAGACUUCAUUGUAACUGUGGCCUCCAAGUUUAAAGCUGAAUUGGAUAGUUUAUCAAAACAGUACCCACAGAAUGAAAUGUUGUUAUUGGAUGUAUCCAGAAAACAUGAAGAAUUUGAACAUCUUGUUCAAGAAAAUGACAUCAUAAUAAGCUUGUUGCCAGGGCCGCUACAUCCAGAAGUAGCCAAACUUUGUAUCAAGCACAAAAGAAAUAUGGUCACUGCUAGUUAUGUUUCACCGGAGAUGCAACAUAUGCACAAAGAUGCAGUGGAUGCAGGGAUUACUAUUAUGAAUGAAGUUGGUGUUGAUCCUGGUAUUGACCACAUGUUAGCUAUGGAAUGUUUUGAUGAUGUCAGGUCCAGUGGAGGAAAGAUAACUUCUUACAUUUCUUGGUGUGGAGGAUUACCUGCCCCUGAACAUUCAGACUCACCUUUAAUGUACAAAUUCAGUUGGUUCCCAAUAGGUGUGUUGAAAAAUUGUUUAGCAGGAGCAACAUAUCUAAAAGAUGGCCAGAAAAUAGAGAUUCCUAGUGGUGGGCUGUUGGAUGCUCCAGAAGACUUGACUUUUAUGCCUGGAUUUAACUUGGAAGGUAUCCCCAACAGAGAUUCCACAAAAUAUACUUCACUUUAUGGUAUUGAGUCAGCUAAAACUAUGUUGAGAGGAACUAUAAGAUACAAGGGAUUCUGCGAUGUAAUUCAGGGUCUGGUUGAUCUUAACCUACUUAGUUCAGAAGAAAACUCCUGUCUUCAUCCCAAAGGACCGGACAUGACAUGGAAAUCUUAUGUUUGUGAUGUUAUGGGUAAAUCACCUGAUACAUUUUAUGAUUCGGUGAAAGACAUGGUAUUUGAAAGGGUUGGACAUUCAGAAAAAAAGUUGCAGACAAUAAUUGAUCUUGGAUUACUUGAUGAUCAAGUGAUUGAUAAGAAAGGAACUCCUAUCGACACUUUAUGUCAUUACCUGGCUAAAAAAUUAGCAUACGAACCCAAUGAGAGAGACAUGAUAUUAAUGCAUCAUAACAUUGGUGUGGAGUGGCCUGAUGGAACAACACAGAGGAGAACAGUUGGACUGACAGUGUAUGGGGAUUACCAUGGUUACUCAGCCAUGGCAAAGACAGUUGGGUAUCCUACAGCUAUUGCAACAGAGAUGAUAUUAAACGGUGAAAUUCAGAGAAAAGGUGUACAAUUUCCCAUGUCAAGAGACGUUUAUAAGCCAAUCUUACAAAGACUAAAAGCAGAGGGAAUCAAAGCAACUGAAAAGAUUCACACGUUGUAAAGUUUUGGUAGAUCUCACAACUGAAAUGAUUCACAUAUUGUAAAGUUUUGGUAGAUCUCACAACUGAAAAGAUUCAUACAUUGUAAAGUUUUGAUUGAUCUCAAUGAAGACAUAAAAUGAACCAAAUUAUGUGUAAUGUCAUGAUAUAAAAUGAAUCAAGUUAUGUGCAGUGUCAUCAGUUAACAUUAAGAGUGAGAGUGAUUAUGGAGUUGCUAGAAGAUAUCAAAAAAAUGUUUAAUAAAUUUGAUUUUGACAUUUCCACAGUUUGAAAUGGUCCAUACAAAUUUAAUGUUUUGUUUGUUGCAUGUGUGAGUGAAACUGUUUGAGAAAGAAAUUUAAUUCUUAGAGACACAUUUUUAAAGCUGCAUUCAAAUUGAACUCAAUGUAAACCAAUUAAAAAAUCAUUUAUCAAAAAUGAAAAGCAUAACAAUUGUUGAGAUACAGUUGUUAAAAAAAAUUUGAUAUUUAAAUAUUUUGUCAGACAUGAAAAUGAUAAAAAUGUUAAUAAGAUAUUUCUUGACGUUUUUUUGUCAAUAUUUCACUAUGCAGUACGUAAUUUUUGAAGUUGAAUUAUCAUGGAGCAUUCCUAAUGUUGUGAUUUUACUUGAUUAUUUUUUUUGAAAAAUUGGUAUUUAAUGACAUAUAGCUGAUUAAAAAAAAAGGAAAGGUUGGAUAGAAUGUUUAUCUAUAAAAUCAUGAAACCAAGAAGUUUUUUGUAGCAAAAAAUUGUGAUGCUAUAAUACUGUAACAACUAUCUGCAGUGUUUACCAUUGGUCUUUCCUGUAUAAUGCAGAAUUUUGAUAUUCAAUGUUAGCAAAGUAAAUAUAUUAGGAAAUUUUAUAUGUAUUGUGUGAAAAUAAUUGUGUCACCAAAGAUUGGAAAUGUUUAAUUUUUUGAAAAAAGGGCUUUUUAAAUGACUAACUUGUUAUGAAUCUUUUUUAAUUUUAUAAUCCCUGUUUUUUAUUUAUAAUCAAAAAUUGAUGAAAAUUAAAAUAACUAUUUCUGUGAUAUUGGUACUUUUUACAGUUUUGUCUUUUAUUGGCUUUGAACUUAUACCCAGGGUAAUCUGAAUAUUAUAUUAUUGUUAUCUCUUAGUGUUCGACUUUUUCUUCUUCGUUAACAUAUCAAAUUAUAUGUAUAUGUACACACAUAUUUAUACAUGAAAUUUAAAAACAGUAACAUUUUAUUUUUUAAUGAGAGUCUUGUAAUUUUUGU
Messenger RNA from Mytilus californianus (California mussel), 4176 nucleotides. Its product is annotated as alpha-aminoadipic semialdehyde synthase, mitochondrial-like. The coding region runs from base 151 to 2961 and encodes 936 amino acids. Gene Ontology annotation, cellular component: cytoplasm. The record is from RefSeq and is a predicted model, not a curated record. The transcript has 23 exons. Gene Ontology annotation, molecular function: saccharopine dehydrogenase activity. Lineage: Eukaryota; Metazoa; Mollusca; Bivalvia; Mytilida; Mytilidae.